ACUUCUUUCUCCUCCUCACUCUGCAUCUCAAAUCUCUCUCAAAACAUACCUCCUCUCUUCAUUUAUCUCCCUCUCUCUCCCCUCCCUCUUGGAUCUCUGCCUAGCUACUGCUCUCCCUGUCCGUUCUCCUCCAUCCCUCCUUCAGCCACUCUGUGUUCCUCUCGUGGAUCUUCCCUUCUCUUCCUGUCUCCUCUCUGAAGCUGUCACUGUCUCGUGUGUGGAAACAUGUCAACCGUUCUGGAUGUGGAGCAGAAUGCAUGCACUGGAGAUGCAGUGGAGCAUGACAUUGAGACGCCCCACGGUGUGCUCCAUGUGACUGUGAGAGGAACCCCUAAGGGCAACCGUCCCGUCAUUCUGACCUACCAUGACAUCGGCCUCAACCACAAGUCCUGCUUCAACACACUGUUUAACUUUGAGGACAUGAUGGAGAUCACUCAGCACUUUGCGGUUGUGCAUGUGGACGCCCCUGGCCAGCAGGAGGGAGCACCUCCCUUUCCCACAGGGUACCAAUACCCCACCAUGGAUGAGCUGGCAGAGAUGUUACCCUCAGUCCUGACUCAGCUGAAGGUGAACAGUGUGAUUGGCAUUGGCGUGGGAGCAGGAGCGUACAUCUUAACCUGCUUUGCUCUGAAUCAGCCGUCUCUAGUGGAGGGGCUGGUUUUGAUCGAUGUGGACCCCUGCGCUGAGGGCUGGAUAGACUGGGCUGCUUCUAAGCUCACUGGGUGGACUAGCAAUCUCGUGGACAUUGUGAUGGCUCAUCACUUCAGCACUGAGGAGCUGACUGACAACCAAGAACUGAUUCAGACGUACCGCCUGCACAUUGCCCAGGACAUCAACCAGGACAACCUGGCCCUCUUCUGUGGCUCAUACAAUGCGCGUCAAGACCUUGGAAUUGAGAGGCCAAUUGCCGGUCUCAAUGAAAAUACAGUGAAGACACUCACAUGCCCUUCUCUGCUGGUGGUUGGAGACAUGUCCCCUGCUGUGGAGGCUGUGGUUGAAUGCAACUCUAGGUUAAAUCCAACAAAGACCACUUUGCUGAAGAUGGCUGACUGUGGCGGUCUGCCUCAGGUUGUUCAGCCUGGAAAGCUGGCCGAAGCCUUCAAAUACUUUGUACAGGGAAUGGGAUACAUUCCUCAUGUUUUGCUCAGCCAUCUGGGGAUUGAAUCAGUACCAGCGGCUGGCAUGACCCGUCUGUCUCGAUCCCGAUCCUCCUCGUCCAGCAUCACUUCCACCGAUGGCUCACGCAACCGUAACCUGAACAGCCCUCUGGACGGGCCCAACUCUGGAGUCCUGGACAACCACGGCAGGACACAAACUAUGGAGGUCUCCUGCUAAAGCCCGGCCCUCAGAAGCUGCUGUCUGCUGACCUUUCACCUAUAACCGCUUGUUAUUUGUGUCCUAGAUUCCCAUGUUUCUAAACCCUUUAAAAGUGAGACAGGGGAGGCUUGAAUGAAAUGUAUGAAAUUCUGAAGGUAUGCUUAUUAAAUAUUUACAUGUUAAUAUACGCUAGCCAAAUUUGAAGUCAUUAAAGCAGAUAAAAUGAAAUACUAAUAUAUAUUUACACAUGAAGGGUCUUCCACCAGGCUUUGAAUUUUUUAUAUUUGUUAGCAUUACAUUCCAUUUCGUUUUUGAUUGUUAGAGUGUUUUUAAACCACUCACUAUACACAAAACACAUGCAUUAAAAUUUGAGUUUUUCUUUGAUGGUGUGACCUGUGACCUUUCCUGUGCUCUUUUCUUUCUACACUGUGUGAUAUUGUCUAAUUUGCCAUCCCAGUUAACUUUCUUGUUUAUCUUAUGAAUGUAUAAGAACUGACUUUUGUUGUAUUUAUAUUAAAAACUACCAAUCUUCAUUUUCAUUUAUUUUUUGAAAUAUAUAGUUACAUUAGGACACCACUCUUUUAAAUAUGCAAAGCCAACGUAGCAAGGCCUUGGUAUGAGAUAAAAUCAUGUUUUCUUAGGUUUUUUUUUUUUUUUUUACAUUUACUCCCUAACCGUUAUUUAACAUUAUUAUUGUAAAUCAAAACAUUUAUUGAUGUACACAUGUAACGACAGCUUUCAUAGACAUGAAUGUGAUUAUGAAAUAAUGUCUAAGUCACUGUCCACUGAUUCGCAAUUACUAAAUAAAGUUAGAUCAUGGAAAAUAA
Messenger RNA from Carassius gibelio (silver crucian carp), 2144 nucleotides. Its product is annotated as protein NDRG3-like. The transcript has 15 exons. Gene Ontology annotation, biological process: signal transduction. Bases 226 to 1335 code for a protein of 369 amino acids. Lineage: Eukaryota; Metazoa; Chordata; Actinopteri; Cypriniformes; Cyprinidae. Gene Ontology annotation, cellular component: cytoplasm. The record is from RefSeq and is a predicted model, not a curated record.